CGACAGUCAAAGCUGCAGGAAUAUCCGUGUGGUUCUUGGUUAUCCCCUAAAUUUGGCCGCAAUCAUGGAUAAUUCCCCGAAUCACGCCGGCGCUGAAUGCCGAAUCUCAGACGAGCCACAGGACGCGACGGGAACCCAGCCGGGCCUCGACGACCCGCAGACAGAAAGACAGUCGAGGGCCCGGCUCAGGAGUGCACGAACGGUAUGGACUUGGACGAUGGACAGAGCUCUAUUGAACGGCCUAAUCCAGGCCAAGGGGGAGGGGCUUGAUAAGGGAAACGGGAAUUUUAGGAUCCGAGGAUGGGAAAUCACCGUUUCCAAGGUCCAGGAGCUCACCAAGCAGCCAAUGACUAGGGAAAUCUGUGAGAAUCGUUGGAGGAAGAUGAAAAGGACGUGGAAGCUCUGGGAACAGCACAAAGCGAGUACCUCCGACUGGACGUGGGAUCCCGCGCGCGAGGCUUUUGUAAACCAACGCGAGGUUAUGGAUGUCUAUUUCAACGCCCACCCUGAGAUGGAAGUCUUUCGCGACCAAGGCCUGAUGCACAAGGACAUGAUCGAACGCAUCUUGCCGGGCGGCUAUGUCCCCAGGCCCUACGGCACCAGGAUGAUGCGCGUCCAACCGCAAUCUGGUCAGCGCGAAGUCGCUCCUGCUGACCGCCCGGAGACCAUCAGCCCUGCGGAAAACCCAACACUGCCGAGCGGACAUGUGGACACUGCGAAUAACACUUAUCCAUUGCCAGCACCUGCAAUACCUGCCAUCCAAAAGAGAUCUGCGACCGAUUCCGCCCCAGCGACCGCGGCCGAUCAAUCCCAAAAGAGACUUCGAGCAAAUAACCUAGGAACCGGUAUAUUGACGGCGGGCGAUAUACUGACAUCGGGAGAUGCACUGGCCGAACCGGCAAGAGAGCUUGCAGCCGCAUUAAUACCACCAUAUCAAAGAGCGUCAUCUGAGUUCCUGAAGGAGAUGGAUCUAAUUUUGCCUGCCUCCUGGAGAGACGGGGAAACGAGCCGCAUUCCCUUCUCCAAAUAUUGCGUGGUUUUAAAGGCUCUCCAGGACCCGUUCGCUAGUGAGACGUAUAUCGCGUUGCUUAGUCGUCCUCGAGACGAUCGAAUCGAGUUUAUUAUGAAUAUUAUUGGGCAGACUCCUGAAUCUAUUUCACCCUCCAACACUGCAACGGAACCGACCUAUUUGCCGCCUCUGCAACUGGCUCCUCAAGAGCCCUCUACGGCGCCUCUGGGAACUGGGGUAAAUGCGUCCUUGCCUUCUGCGCAUCCAACAGCCCCAAACACGCAUAGAAACGGCCCAGUGGCGUCCUGAUGCUUGCCCAGGCGCAAAUCAUGUAAUGUCUCUGGAGCUUGCAAAGCUCCCACAGGCCCAAGUAACCCGAAGACCUGGAAACCCCCCCUCGGUCCCACCUACUCCCUCCCAAGAUCAUAUGUCCGUAUUCAAUUGACUACACGGGUAAUGCUCCUGAGGCACCCUCGUCCGAGCGAUCCUUCAAAACAUUCCAUGAGGGAUAACCAGAUUGUCAACCUAGCAGCCUCGGCUUAUCUGUUUAGUUGACACAGCCUCCCCAUUGCAGACAACAACCUUCGCAUGGAAUUCCUCAUACUCGCUUUUAGUAUACGGAUAUCACUCCUCUCCUGGGUAGGAAAGUCUUUAAUUCUACGAGCUGAACGAGACUGAUAGGACUCGUUCAUUCCACCGUGGCUUUGGCGAGAAGUAUAUAACCUGCGUAUACUGAGGUAGAUACCAGUCGUUCUCUCCUUGAUGACAGGGAAUAACAAGCUGUUUACUCCCUAUAAGACUUCAACUAGUGUGUGGCCCAUAGUAAACCUCGAGCCCGGGUUUGAAUUGAAUUUGUUAUUCCAGACAUACCAGU
Messenger RNA from Coccidioides posadasii C735 delta SOWgp, 1883 nucleotides. RefSeq lists its product as uncharacterized. The record is from RefSeq and is a predicted model, not a curated record. Lineage: Eukaryota; Fungi; Ascomycota; Eurotiomycetes; Onygenales; Onygenaceae.